CGUUCUGUUGUUGCUAGUUCCUAAUCUCUCUCUUAUUUUUCAUUCUCAUUGUGCUUCUUUUAUUUCCCGAACUUGUGCGGGUUACUGAAGAGUUGUAAAGUAUAUACUCCAGAAUGGAUUUGAGAAUUGGCGACAAAUACCGUAUUGGCCGCAAAAUCGGUUCGGGAUCUUUUGGCGAAAUUUACCUUGGCACCAAUGUCAUGACCGGAGAAGAGGUAGCUAUUAAACUGGAAUCCGUCAAAGCUAAGCAUAGACAACUGGAGUAUGAAGCCAAGGUAUAUAAAUCAUUAGCUGGGGGCUAUGGUAUACCAAUGAUUCGUUGGUAUGGUCAAGAAUGCGAUUACAACGCUCUUGUUAUGGACCUUCUUGGACCAUCGCUUGAAGAUCUCUUUAAUUUCUGUAACCGUAAAUUCUCCCUGAAAACAGUCAUUAUGCUUGCGGAUCAAAUGAUUCAAAGAGUGGAAUUUGUUCAUUCCAAUAACUUUAUACAUCGUGAUAUCAAACCAGACAAUUUUCUGAUGAACGUGGGUAAAAAGGGCUAUCAGGUCAACAUGAUUGAUUUUGGUUUGGCCAAGAAAUACCGCGACCCAAAGACAAGUCUUCAUAUACCCUAUCGAGAUAACAAAAAUUUAACCGGAACAGCUCGAUAUGCAAGCAUCAAUACCCAUGCCGGUUGUGAACAAUCUCGACGCGACGAUUUAAUUUCACUUGGAUAUGUUCUUUUAUAUCUUUAUCGAGGGUCCUUACCGUGGCAGGGAUUGAAAGCAACUACCAAAUCGCAAAAAUAUGAUCGAAUUAUGGAAAAGAAAAUGAGCACAUCUGUACAGUCAUUGUGCUAUGGAUUACCUUCAGAGUUCGCAGCAUACAUGACGUACUCCAUGUCACUUCGCUUCGAGGACAAACCUGACUAUAGAUAUUUGCGAAAGCUGUUCAGAGACCUAUUUGUUCGCGAACGCUAUGUAUGGGAUUAUAUUUUUGAUUGGACACUUGUGAAGAUGGACAAAACGGCUAGAACAGAUCCAGUCGUGAAACAGCCCACAGCAGCAACAACAGUGGAACAAAAUAGAUAUGGACAACAAUAUGUGCGAAUAGGCAAUAAUGCAGUAUUUACUGUCGUUAGACAGCCUCCACCUACAGCGUCAAGCAAUACCCAUGCAGACCUCGCAUCAGCUGCAGCACUUAGGAAUUUAGCGAAUCGAGCAGCAGCUACCAAGAGACGUAGCGCACCUACUCAAGCUGUAAGCGCGUAUCAAAGAAAGUAGUUCACGCACAAGUGAAACCGAUUUAAUUUGCUUUAUCAACUUCACGUUAUGUUCCGUUCCUUCUUUCACUAUAUUUUCCAAGCUGAUUACAUUAUCACCCCUUCUCUCGCAUCUCACUGCUUUCGUUAUGUUAUGUUCAAUUCUUUUUCGUUCUUUCUGCAUGCAACUUACACUUCACUAGUCGGCA
Molecule: messenger RNA, 1449 nt
Organism: Umbelopsis ramanniana AG
Lineage: Eukaryota; Fungi; Mucoromycota; Umbelopsidomycetes; Umbelopsidales; Umbelopsidaceae
Exons: 6
Coding region: 114-1262 (382 amino acids)
Biological process (GO): endocytosis; peptidyl-serine phosphorylation; signal transduction
Cellular component (GO): nucleus; cytoplasm
Molecular function (GO): ATP binding; protein serine/threonine kinase activity
Source: RefSeq, a predicted model, not a curated record